GGAGAGUACACAAUAAGUGUAGGUACAUCCAAGCUAUAGCAAUAAAACGCCAACAAAUUUGUAUUGAGAAUCGUUAUAAAAAAUCAGUCUUUAAAACUGAUGGUCAGAAAAAUACUUGAUAUCUAAAGACAUAUCCCAGUAAAAAGUGCUUAAGCCAAGUGCAACUAGAAAACCAAAGUGUGUGUUUUGAGUUCAUAGAAAUAUACCUGGAGAAGGUGAGGUUUGUGAACAAGUCGUUCUUAAACAUCCCUUUAAUUUUAAUUUUGAGAUGCCUCUACCGAAUGAUAGUAUAAAAUCAAAUGAAUGUAUUCAAAAUGUAAAAGUGCGGAAUAAAAGAAAAAUAAACUCAAAAAUUGAUCCAUUAGAGUAUAAAGUCAUUGCAUCUUUGUCUUUAUUAUCCGACGAAGAAGAAGAAGAUCAGAGAAAGGAAUUCGCCACCAAAAGUCAAAAUGAAAAAUUAAUUGUUAAGCCAUUUGCUCUUCCAUCAAAUUCAACAGUUAUACCCACACCAAUUAAAAUAUCAUUAAUAUCUGAAGACGAAGAUGAAGAAGAUAAAGAAAUUAAUAUAGCCACCACCUCAAAAUUAGGUGACAAAUCUGAUGAAUCUAAAAUAUCUGGUACUGAUUUUGAUCUUAUUACAAGACAAUCAGAAAUGAAGGGACUUAAGCCAACUUCAACAAAUAGAAAAAAUGAUUUACAUCAUGAUAUAGAAUCAUACAUAUAUGAUAAACAAAUAGAAAUUAUUGAACCAGUUACAGAUGAUAUUCAUGAAUUAAAUGAACCUGGAUCAAUUGAUUUUGAUGCUAUUUCUUCUGUUACUGAAGACGAAAUGAGUGGGUUUAUUAGACAUAAUUCACCAAUGUUAUUGAACUUAGAAAACCCUGAUGAAUUACCAAGAGCCAUUAGUUAUACAGUACAAGGCGGAGUGAUUGAACAAAAUGGUACUGAAGACGAAAUGAGUGGGUUUAUUAGACAUAAUUCACCAAUGUUAUUGAACUUAGAAAACCCUGAUGAAUUACCAAGAGCCAUUAGUUAUACAGUACAAGGCGGAGUGAUUGAACAAAAUGGUACUGAAGACGAAAUGAGUGGGUUUAUUAGACAUAAUUCACCAAUGUUAUUGAACUUAGAAAACCCUGAUGAAUUACCAAGAGCCAUUAGUUAUACAGUACAAGGCGGAGUGAUUGAACAAAAUGGUACUGAAGACGAAAUGAGUGGGUUUAUUAGACAUAAUUCACCAAUGUUAUUGAACUUAGAAAACCCUGAUGAAUUACCAAGAGCCAUUAGUUAUACAGUACAAGGCGGAGUGAUUGAACAAAAUGGUACUGAAGACGAAAUGAGUGGGUUUAUUAGACAUAAUUCACCAAUGUUAUUGAACUUAGAAAACCCUGAUGAAUUACCAAGAGCCAUUAGUUAUACAGUACAAGGCGGAGUGAUUGAACAAAAUGGUACUGAAGACGAAAUGAGUGGGUUUAUUAGACAUAAUUCACCAAUGUUAUUGAACUUAGAAAACCCUGAUGAAUUACCAAGAGCCAUUAGUUAUACAGUACAAGGCGGAGUGAUUGAACAAAAUGGUACUGAAGACGAAAUGAGUGGGUUUAUUAGACAUAAUUCACCAAUGUUAUUGAACUUAGAAAACCCUGAUGAAUUACCAAGAGCCAUUAGUUAUACAGUACAAGGCGGAGUGAUUGAACAAAAUGGUACUGAAGACGAAAUGAGUGGGUUUAUUAGACAUAAUUCACCAAUGUUAUUGAACUUACAAAACCCUGAUGAAUUACCAAGAGCCAUUAGUUAUGCAGUACAAGGGGGAGUGAUUGAACAAAGUGGUACCAUAAAACUAUUUGUAUCCAACAACAAUAACAUGUAUUCGUUGGAGAAAAAUAGGAAUAUAGUUAAUGAAAAUUUAGAAAUUAUAGAUGAAAUUAAUAAUCCGAUUCCUCAUAAUCAGUAUGAAAUCAGGUCUAAUGAAUUCCAUAGUUUAAUAAAAAGUGAUGUUGCAGAAGAUACCUUAGAUAUAAAAGAAAUCGAGAAACAUGCUCAGGAUGAAUGGCCCGAAGUUAAUGUAUCUAAUUUAACGGAUAAAGGUUUGAAUUUAUCCAUGAAAACACCUGAAUUAUUACCUAACAACAUUUCUGGCAUACCAGAGUCAAAUAAACUCAGCGGCAAUGACAAUAUCGUUGAUGAAGACGAUGAUGAUCCUUUUAAAUUGGUGAUAGUUGACAAUGAUGAAAUUGAAACUGAUUAUCAAAUGGAUGCUGAUUUAGUAACUAUUCGCGAUGAACCUAAGUCUUCAAAUGAACACAUACCAGCACAAUUCCAAAGUCUUCAAAACUAUUCACGUAAUAAAAACCAUUCAAGUCAAAAUGAACUUUAUAUGGAUAAUAUUGACGACAAUGCAAAAUCACCAACAAUUAAUAAUAGAGUAAUCGUUAAAUCGGCAGCCAAGCGUUCCAUUAAUAAACCUUCAAAUAAUGAUAAGCCCAAACAAUUUGACUACGAAGUUGCAAGUACCAUAGUUAAGCAUAAGAAGCGAAAAACUAUGGUGCAACCAGAGCUUCAAUGUAGUGAAGAAAAAAAAGUAAAAAAUCCCUUACUGUUCUUUGCUGAGAUUUUGCAGCAACUACCAGUUGUUCAGUGUGUGUAUUGGCGUAUUGCAUAUCAGCCUCAAACCGAUAGCCACCUGGCCACAACUCUAUCACCAACAAUCGGUGCAGUGUACCAAUUAAUUGUGUACCCUUGA
This is a messenger RNA of Myzus persicae (green peach aphid), 2737 nucleotides long. RefSeq lists its product as uncharacterized. The coding region runs from base 269 to 2737 and encodes 822 amino acids. The record is from RefSeq and is a predicted model, not a curated record. The transcript is spliced from 2 exons. Lineage: Eukaryota; Metazoa; Arthropoda; Insecta; Hemiptera; Aphididae.